Messenger RNA from Colletotrichum graminicola M1.001, 1665 nucleotides. RefSeq lists its product as uncharacterized. The transcript has a single exon. NCBI's taxonomy places the organism in Eukaryota, Fungi, Ascomycota, Sordariomycetes, Glomerellales, Glomerellaceae. Bases 1 to 1665 code for a protein of 554 amino acids. The record is from RefSeq and is a predicted model, not a curated record.
AUGGCCUCCCUCAAGUUUAUUCUACUCUUCACACUUAUCUCGAACGCCCUUGGCGCUCCUCUCACCCACAAUAUCGAGACUAGUGGAAAUUCUGCUAGUGACCUCCAGAAUCGCGGUAUUUGGGCCCCAGCAGAAGCAGCUGGAAAAAGCAUCGACAGCGGCACUUACUCCCGUGACUCUGGAACAUUCAAGGACAUCAAAGGUUCUGAUGACCAAGAGCUCAAUGAGAUCAACGAGAUUUCCUCCACGCUCCGGCCGCAUGAAAUUAGCGAGGAAGCCAAAAACCCUCAGACCCGCAACUUAGAAGUCAACGACUUUGCCGACAUUGAGGGUCGUAACGAAAACCAGAAUAAAGGGAAUUCGAACUCUGCAGCUAAGGCUCGUGUAGACAAGGAGAAGAAUGAGGUCAAAGAUGUUCAGGCCGCGCAAAGGGCACAACACCAGGCGGCCAAGCAAAGCGAGGAUCGUGAGCGACAAGAGGUUGAUGACGCGCGCCAAAGGGAGAAAGAAGCUACCAAUUCCCGGGACAAGGCGGCAGCCAAGAAGGAUAAGGCCAAAGAACAAGCGGAACUAAACGAUGUAAAGCAACAGAACCAGAAGGACAAGGCCCGCCUUCAGAGUGAAAAGAACAAGGAGAAGCAGGAGUUGGAAGACGCUAAGCAAGCGCAGAGGGGCAACAACCGUGUUGUAGAUACCCAGUACUCCGGAUCUCACAGAAACUACUACGGUCCCACAAAACGGUCCAAGGCCUACGACAGGGACCUCGCAUACAAAAUGCCUGAGGUCCAAUCAAAGGGCUACCAUGAUGACUAUGCGACACAAAGGGCUAAUGAGGAUGAGCGAAUUCGUGAGGCGUACCUCGCUAAAGACAACUGCGGCGAUCGGAUUCAAUAUCUGCAAGGAGUGCGACAGCAGCAGCUCGAUAUCAUCAGCCAGGCCCAGUACGAAAAGACUCAGAGCCAGGCCCGCGUCGGCGAGCUUCAGCAACAAAAGGUUUACAGUCCUGACAAAGACUCGAUCGACGAGCAAAUACGGGCAGAGGAAUGGCGUCAGCAAGUUGCAGACCAAAGAAUUAACGGGGCACAAAGCAGCAAAGAAGCCCAAGACCAAUUGAUUCGGGCCGACGAGAAAUGCCGAGACCAACAGGAUGCGUUGAUCAGGUCCGAUCAGAAUGGGAAGAACAGGGAUGAUGAACUGAUCCGCGAGCAACAACAAGCCAAGGCUGCCGAGGACCUGCGCCUCCAGCAACAGCAGGCUAAGGAUGAUGCCGAGUACAAACAUCAGCAACAGCAAACCCAACACGCCGAGUACAGACGCGUUCAGCAACAGCAGGCCAAGGAUGCCGAGGACAGGCGUAUCCAGCAACAGCAAGCCCAAGACGCCGAGUACAGGCAUCAACAGCAGCAAGCCAAAGAUCCCGAGUACAGACGUAACCAGCAACAACAGGCUAAGAAUGCCGAGUACAAACAUCAGCAACAGCAAAACCAAGACGCCGAGUACAGGCAUCAGGAACAGCAGGCCAAGGACGCUGACCAGAAACAGCGUGAACAGCAGCGAAAGGAAGACCAGAGGCGCAUUGAUCAGGAGCGUAAGGAGGAGGCGGAUAGGCUCAGAGAGCAGCAGGGCCAAAGCGACAAUAAGCACAAGGCAAACACUGGCACCUGA